Molecule: messenger RNA, 1743 nt
Organism: Besnoitia besnoiti
Lineage: Eukaryota; Apicomplexa; Conoidasida; Eucoccidiorida; Sarcocystidae
Exons: 2
Coding region: 1-1743 (580 amino acids)
Source: RefSeq, a predicted model, not a curated record
AUGGCGUGUGAAGUGUACGUACACCGCAAAGACAGGUGCGCGCUUUGCAAGAGAGGAUGGCGAAAGCAGCGUGUUUCUGGCGCUGCGUGGCCGUCCUCGUCUUCCAUCUUCCUUCGUACCGGAUUCCUUGUUGUGCCGCUUUGCUGGCUUCACAUUCUUCUAUUCACCUGCACACCGGAAGGGCCCGUUCCGGUGCUUUUGGCGAGCGUUUCUGCCCCGCUGAAUUUCACUGACACCGUCAGUCCGAGCGGAGGAGACGCGAGCGAUCUUCUCAACCAGCUGCAGGCGUUUCCGGAGCUACGGCUUCCUGAAGGUUCCUCUGACCGAGCCAGUGGCGCAGGUUGCAAGGGGGAUGGGGAAUCUGCCUCAGGGCGUUGCGUAGAGGAUUCUUUGUUCUCUUCAGCCGUGCCUCCUUCGAUUCAGCUCGCUUACGAGGCUGAGCUUUCGUGCUUUUUCUCUCCGUACGCAUCCUCGCUGCAUGCGUAUUCGGCGUAUCUUCCGGUUCUGCGUGCGCCGCGGCCUUCUUCGCUGGAGCUUCUCGAAGCGCUCCUGGGCGCAGCGCGCGCUCUCACCGUCUUGGCGCCAGGCGGCGACGAGCAAAGCGGAGGCGACGCCAAGCGCGCGAAGUCUUCUGCACGGGGGGGACACGCGCAGAGGAAGGCAGGCGAGUUUUUUGUGUGUCUGGCCAUCAGUGUGGCCGACGAGGACGGACGCGCCUUCUGCUGCGCGACCUGCGGCGUCCGCGCCCCUCGACCUGCCUUCUGGCGUCUUCGCGCUCCCCCUCGCCGUCCUGUUGUCGACCCCCGCGCUGCUGUUUGCCUCUGCGGACGCGGAGCUCUCUCGGCGCGCGAUCGCGCUGUUGCCGCCGUACGAGCAGACUCCGUGGCGCGGCCGCUGCAGGCCGCGCUCGCGCUGCACUCUUUCCAUUCGUCUCGCGGGCCUCGACGCGCCGGAAACCGCCAAGCGAGGCCAGCGAGAGGAUCCGCUUGCGAAACCGAAGGCCGCCCCCCUCUCCCUCCAGGCGACCGCGUCGACAUUGACGCCGGCGGACAGCCCUUCGGCGUCGCCGCCGCUGCUCGCCUGGCUGCUGAGGCCCUCGGGAGAGUGGUGCUUGUGAAGCACUUGGGCUUGGAUCGGUACGGGCGAACCCUCGCGCGCGUCUUCCGCGUCACCCGCGAGGGCGCGUUCGUCGAGGCCGUGCGCAAUGCCACAACAGAGCCCAAAGGCCCCCUCCAGACUGCAGAGGAGGCGGCGGGAGGACGCGACGCGCACGCGGCAGCAGAGCGCGACACAGGGGCCCCACGAGACACCGACCCUGGCGCAGACACGAGGCGGCUGGCCGGCCAGGCCGCGGCGGUCAAGCGGCGGAGUCGCUCCGCGGGAGCGCCGCGCGUCGCGGGCCUGGCGCCUGGGGCGGCGAAGUCUGAGGCGCAGAAACUCGUUGCGAGGGCUGGAGCCGACGAGCGACGAGUCGCGCGUGCGCUUUUCGUCGAGCAAGUCCUCAACAGCAAAAACACGGAAGACAUCGGCGAUGUUUUGCUCCGGGAAGGACUGGCUGUCGCGUACACGCGCGGCGGAGCCAAGUUCGAUGAACGUGAGAAGGAACUUCUCGCGCUCGAGCACAAGGCCCAGCAACGCGCUGUGGGUGUGUGGAGUGUGCCAGAAAGCGUGAGGGAGGCGCCCCACGAAUACAGGCGGCGGCAAAGAAGCAGAGCGGAUGCGCCGCCACCUCGCCGCCACUAG